GAAUAAGACCUUCCAUCUAACAUAGAAAAAAACAUUUAAUUCAAACAUAAAGUUACAAAUCUCACAAAUCAAAUUCAGAACAGAGCCCCGGUAAAUCCCAACCCAGCAAAGAUCACUUCAAUUUCUCUACAAGAAAUCGAGGUCUGUUCAAAAAUGGUUUACACAUCAUACACACCAACAUACUACACUUCCCUCCAUGACUCGAUCACCUCCAUCUGCAAGAAUAUCCUCCCAUUUUCCUUCAAGAAGCGGCGCUUACCGGCAAUUGUGGCAGCGGAGCAAAGGCUUUCGAAGCAACAAUCAGAUAAUCUGAAAUGGCAGCAAGAUUCAUUUCACCAGAUCCUCAAGCUGAUGGGUCUUUCCAAGGAAGGAAUUUUGCCAGAAACAGAGGUCUCUGCCUUUCGGUCUCAUCUUCUCGAUACCCUCGUUGCUUCGCCGGCUGAUCUUGAACAACCCGUUAUUAUAAAAGAUAAGUUGGUCUUUUUGCAGGAAUUGUUGUAUGCAAAAUGUAUAUCAGAGGACGAGUACCAUUCAUCGAAGAGGCCUUUGUUACAGAGCCUAGCAGUUCAAGGAGCAGAGAUCGAGGCACGAGAUGUGAUAGUUGCAGCACCGAAAGGGAGUUCAGGGGAAGAGUGGUCUGUAAUUGAUUUGAAAGAUGAGCAUUGCCUACUUAAUAAAGAGAGCUCAAAUUCAAAGACCAAAUCGAAGCACGGUUCAGCUAUGAAACAAAUUAAAGGAUCAACAUCUGUAUUUGGCUUUGCAUCAUCUCACAAAAGUGGAAGAAGCAAGGAAGAUAAGGGCCUAAUCGAUCCUGGUCCGGACCAUUCUGGGCUGAUUGAUCAAAUAAGUGCAUCCUCUGCCGCUUCUAAGAAUGAAUUAGGUCUCUCUAAAGAAAACCCUUUUUGGAAUAGUCAUAUAAGAGAGAAAGAAAGUGAAACUCGGUCCGUCCUCAUGUCAGAGAGCUUGCCACCUGAGUCCAUGAAGGUAGAGAACCGAAGUGGGGGUGAAAGGGGAAAGAAGAAGAUAUUUGGGACUCUGUUUCAGAGGGAGGGACAUGAAUGUAGUGAUCAUAGUCAUGAUAGUGAAGAAAAGGUAUCAAAAUCGGGGAAGAAGCAAUGGGGAUUUGAUGGGUUCAAGAAAUGGAAGAAAAAUGAGUCGGAAGAUGAAUCAGCUCCUCUGCCUCUAAGUGAAAGAUCAGAUAGCGAGGCAUUUUUGGAAUCAUGCGAGAUUGUAGAUAGUCCUUUUGGGGAGGGACCGGACACCAAGCAAAUCAAGAGGAAGUUACAUUCCAAUGGCUCACCGUCGGAUUUCUUCAUUGAUAAGGUUUUAAGCGAUAAAAUAAAGAAGGAGCUUUCACGAAUCCAAACAGAACUCAAUGCUAAAAACCCGAAUCUUCAGUUUUCAAAUGAUCAAAUCGAAGCUAUCUCUACCCGGCUUCCAGUUGACAAGGCUGACCUGAAAAAUUUCUUUCCCAAGUCUUGGUGUGAUCGCUAUGGUGAUGUCGUGUUAAAUGUGGUCAAAAAAGAAUUCAAGGACCAUGUUGGAGAAAUGGAGGGUUUGAGAAAUGCUGCCAGGGAGAAACAGAACGGCUCCAAAAGAUGGGCAACAUUCGAUGAUGAUGAAAACUGUCACCCAAAUCUUUUUGCUCCUCAGGAAAAUUCAUUUACAACGAAGCAAGCAAAGCAUAGUAGCCCUUUGAAGGAUGAUCGCGCUUACAAGUGCUUCAAAAAUAAUCCUUUCUUUCCGGAUUAUGACCAAACCAGGUUCGAUGGGAAUAAGCAGAGACCAGAAUCAGCAAAUAUUCAAGACCAGAAUCCCUUCUGGAGACCAAGGCAUGGCUACUCCAUGUUGGGUUAGAUGAAAACUAGAGUCCCAGUUCAUUUUAAUGCUAUUUGGGUUAUUUGCAUCAAGGAUCUAUUAUUGAAGAACAUUGUUCUUCAAAUAGAUUCUUCUGUUGUUUUACUUGUAUUCUUUAUGGGAUUUACUCCAUAUGUGCAGUAAAUUUGAAGGGUAUUAUGCUCUAAGGCAAUAACAGCCACUGUUAACUGCAAUUUUAA
Camellia sinensis is the source of this 2057-nucleotide messenger RNA. RefSeq lists its product as uncharacterized. Lineage: Eukaryota; Viridiplantae; Streptophyta; Magnoliopsida; Ericales; Theaceae. The record is from RefSeq and is a predicted model, not a curated record.